Molecule: messenger RNA, 720 nt
Organism: Plenodomus lingam JN3
Lineage: Eukaryota; Fungi; Ascomycota; Dothideomycetes; Pleosporales; Leptosphaeriaceae
Source: RefSeq, a predicted model, not a curated record
AUGGGUUGGGUUGGGAUGGGAUGGGAUGGGAGUGAAUGUGAGCUUGAGCUGGUGCUGGUGCUGGAGUACAUGGCGGUACGGUACCGGUACUGGCACAGACACAGGCACAUGCGCUCGACAGGGAGGCGCAAUCGUUCAACUGCCUCGGCCGUGUCGGUGCUUGCGCCGUGCGUGCAUGCGACAGCCUCGAAGUCCGAGCACGACAUGGACGGUACAGGACUACCUGUUUGUUUUGCAGGACUUGGGCGAGUGCGCGAGAUUGUGAUGGCGUGGUGGGUUGGUGUUGUGUCUACUCUGGUACACCGGUACCUGUUCACACAUGCAUACGGACUAGGUGGCCGUGCCAGUCCCUACGGUAGGUACCGUACAGUACACCAGACCAAAACCCCCGGCGCAAAGGAUCCUCUCCUCGAUGACUUUGAUUCACCACCUGUCUUGCAAAAGGUUGUUUUGCACUACUGGCUCGCGCUAGUCCACCCCGCAAAAUGCAACGCUGUGGAGGAACAUGGACGAGGAGAUUGGGCCUACACCGGUCUCACACGCUCCAUUGUCCCCUCUAGCCUUGUUGAUAUCAUAUCCACAUUUACCAUCUAUACAUACGUACACACAAACCCCACCGGACAGGCAGAAGGGAAGAAGAAAGAAAAAAGACACCCAGGCCACGAGUUCAGCAGCACCAUGGGCAAACGUGCACGGUGGCGGUACUCCACACGCAUGUAG